AUGGUUAUGGAGCCUCAGCAUCAGACGCUCCAAUUACACGCCACGGUGCCAUCAAGAGUACAUACCUACAUAAAUGUACCAUGGACCACGCAGGGCAUGGAACUUGGUUAUCCACGAUGUCCCGGUCAGGUUCAGAAAUCUACUAUACUUCCUACUGAGAAAACCACCAUGUUCCGCACCAAAGUCUCUCGCCACAUCGUCAGAUCCAGCAGCAGUAGUGUCCGGCUACCACCGCGAUCCUCUCCCCGUCAAUUCUCCAGCUCCCCAAUCGCCCGGCAAAAAGUGCCCUUCCGGAUCGACGCCGAAGGCACAGGAGUCGCCCAGACGGUCUCCGUCCAGGGAAGCCCGCACAAGAUCUCCGUGGACGCAUAUCCAUCCUUCGGCGGCAAGGACACCGCCCCGACGCCACUCGCCUACUCGCUCACGAGCCUGAGCUCCUGCUCCCAGGUGACCGGCUCCCUCGUGGCCAAGGACCUGGGCAUCAAGCUCGGCAAGUGGCAGGUCACCGUCAAGGGGGACCUGGGCACGGACGUGCUGGUCAAGGGCGAGCAGGGCAACGCCAACUGGGACAAUGUCGAGCUGCAGGUGCGCGUCCAGACGGACGUGCAGGGCGACGACGCCAAGUUCCAGAAGUUCGCCGAAGAAACCGAGCGGAGGUGUCCGAUCACGCAGCUGUUUAAGCGCAGUGGAGCUGGGUGGAAGAGUCAGUGGGUGAACGAGCCUCUGUGA
Messenger RNA from Rasamsonia emersonii CBS 393.64, 729 nucleotides. RefSeq lists its product as uncharacterized. The transcript has 3 exons. Lineage: Eukaryota; Fungi; Ascomycota; Eurotiomycetes; Eurotiales; Trichocomaceae. The record is from RefSeq and is a predicted model, not a curated record. The coding region runs from base 1 to 729 and encodes 242 amino acids.